Messenger RNA from Kwoniella botswanensis, 1239 nucleotides. RefSeq lists its product as uncharacterized. NCBI's taxonomy places the organism in Eukaryota, Fungi, Basidiomycota, Tremellomycetes, Tremellales, Cryptococcaceae. The transcript has 4 exons. The coding region runs from base 1 to 1239 and encodes 412 amino acids. The record is from RefSeq and is a predicted model, not a curated record.
AUGUCAAUGCUACCACCGCCUUUCCCACCUACUAAGAGGCAGUCGCCCACAAAUACUUCGACCCCUUCGACCGGUACCGCUCCUUCCUCGGCUCCGGUACAGCAUGACGAUGCUCAGCUCAAAGAAGUAUUCAAAGAAUUUGAGGAUUACAAAUUUACCGAAGAUCCAACGUUCAAUGCUGGUUUACCGACUGUAUUCGACGCUAUCAAAGGAAAAAAGAUGUCACCAGGAUUGAUUGAUAAAACAAUAGCAGAAGCACAGUGGUUCUACUUUACUACUAGAAUCAAGCACAUCUCCAUCCCAUUCUCAACCUACACCUCAUACGUUCAUCGACCUUCUCAAGCUCUGCCGAAAACGUCUUCACCUCCUUCCGAAACCCAAAAUGAGACUCAGGCUCGACCUCCCGGUACUUCAAGGAUGGAUCAUCUGACAGAAGCGAUGAGAAUGAUGGAAACGAAGGGAACAGAAGGACAAACAGGUUUGACUUUUGAUAAGUUGUGUGAAUUGAUUAAGGAAGGCAAAGCUGGGGAAUUGCAGGGGAAAGACAUACCUGAUGAGUUGAACCCAUUACCCCCUUCCACUUCCACCCUUCCGAGUCGUCCUAAACCAUGGCAAAUGCCUGUGUCAUCCAACCCAUCCUCUACCAACUUCCAACAGCCGGCGCAAUCCCCAACCAAUACCUAUCAUGACCCCAGCUAUGAUGUCAACAACUCAAUUUUCGGCUCCGAGCCUUACUAUGGAGCUACAUCGGGUUUCCCUAUGUUAUCUCAACCGACGGAGAUCAACGCAGGUAAUACACCCAAAUCGGCUGUGGACGCAUCAUUCAUGCAUCUCCAAGGAUCCACCAUUGGCUUAUCACCGCAAGUUGGUAGUUCGCUCUCACAAGGGAUCGAGAGUCAUUUCCCAUCUGCCGCUGGGAACAAUCAGAACAUAGGAUCAGACUCAGAUCAAAUUCAAAAUCAAGUAAACGCUCAAUACCUAUCUCAACUCAGUCAAUCGAAUCUACCUGAACAUGUAGGAGGUACACCAGGAUUCGAAUAUAUCAAUUGGGCAGCUCAUGAUGAUUAUACCCCACUACCGAAUCGACAACACUUUCCAACUACUAACGGUAAUAACAUGAAAAUGGAUAUAAAUGCUGGAUCUGUUGGGUAUGAUUAUAAUCCGAUUGACGAGGAUGAGAAUAUGGAUGAACGGGAUGCCAAAAUUGAACCUGAAUUGGAUCCCAACAAUGCUGGGUGA